Messenger RNA from Botrytis fragariae, 1944 nucleotides. RefSeq names its product putative solute carrier family 35 member c2 protein. Gene Ontology annotation, cellular component: cis-Golgi network; Golgi apparatus; endoplasmic reticulum-Golgi intermediate compartment. Gene Ontology annotation, molecular function: antiporter activity. Gene Ontology annotation, biological process: UDP-glucose transmembrane transport. The record is from RefSeq and is a predicted model, not a curated record. The transcript has 3 exons. The coding region runs from base 1 to 1944 and encodes 647 amino acids. Lineage: Eukaryota; Fungi; Ascomycota; Leotiomycetes; Helotiales; Sclerotiniaceae.
AUGGCCUUAGAAGAAGAGACGAGAUUCGAGAAUCCUGCACAACAUCAUUCACAAUUCGAAAGAGAAGAAGAAGCAGUAGAAGAAGAGGAGGAGUUCUCAAAUACCCUACUCAGAUCCGAUCGAAUCUCCACUACGAACACUUCACUCGAAUCUUCGCAAUCACAAUCCCAAUCCCAAUCACAAUCACGGUCAAAUCAACCCUCACAAUCCCAUUUUCCCAUACAAACUUUACCAAGAACCUCAAUAUCUGAAGCAUCGGCGCGGUCGGAAGAAGAAUUGUUAGAGCCAGAUGCUGCUACAGCUCUCGCAGAUUUACAUCCAACAGAUACAAAUAUGGAUUCACAGCCUUCAGGUCAUCGGCGGCGGAGGAGUAGCAUGAUGAAUAAUAUAGAUGGAAGUUUACGAGCUCCAAGAGCAAAGCGAUCACCCAGAACAUCGACAAUUGGAGUGGAUUCGAAAUCCGGAGAUAGAGUGUCAGACGACGAUUCGAGAUCAACUAGCGAUGAUAUGGAAUUAAACCAUUUCUCAGAAGAGGGUGAUUUACAAGAUGAUGAAGAGACGGGGUUAACUGCUAAAUCCAAAGCGAAACGAAAGAAGAAGAAGAUACGGCAUCAAUCAAUGGACCACAGAAUUGCAGGAGACAUCAAAGUAACAAAAGAUGAGAAGAAAGAAGCGGAUUGGAAUGUUGUGAGGAAGAGUUUAAUGAAUGGAGUUCUAAUAGGACUUUGGUAUACAUUUUCUCUAUCAAUAUCUAUAUAUAACAAAUGGAUGUUUGACCCAAAACAUCUCAACUUCCAUUUCCCUUUAUUUACAACAUGUAUGCAUAUGCUAGUACAAUUCUCUCUCGCGAGUCUCGUCCUUUACUUUCUUCCUCAAUUUCGACCUCGAUACGAUUCCAUCUCCAACCCUCAUAAUACACAUGUAUCGGAUUCAGAUAUGGCUCAACAUGAGGUGGAUUCGAAGAAACCGUUAAUGACGAGAAUGUUUUACUUUACGCGCAUAGGACCUUGUGGAAUGGCAACAGGAUUGGAUAUUGGUCUUGGAAAUAUGUCUUUGAAAUUCAUCACCCUUACAUUUUAUACAAUGUGCAAAUCCUCAGCUCUAGCAUUUGUACUUCUUUUCGCAUUCGUAUUUCGUCUCGAAAUCCCUUCAUGGCGUUUAGUCGGUAUCAUAUUCACAAUGACAAUUGGUGUGGUAAUGAUGGUAUUUGGCGAAGUGGAUUUUUCGACAAAAGGCUUCGUUCUUGUUAUAUUCGCCGCAUUUUUCUCCGGUUUUCGUUGGGGUUUAACACAAAUCCUUCUUCUUCGCAAUCCAGCAACUUCAAAUCCUUUCUCCUCGAUUUUCUAUUUAGCUCCAAUCAUGUUCUUUUCGCUUCUCGUCAUCGCUACCCCCGUAGAAGGAUUUCCCGCCCUUUGGGAGGGUCUUAAAGCUCUAGUAGAAGUAAAAGGUCCAGUUUUUGGUCCUUUACUUCUUCUAUUCCCUGGUUGUAUAGCAUUUUGCAUGACAGCUUCUGAAUUCGCUCUGCUGCAGCGUACAUCCGUCGUCACUCUAUCCAUCGCAGGUAUCUUUAAAGAAGUAGUAACAAUUUCAGCCGCAGGAUUGGUUUUCCAUGAUCCUCUCACCCCAAUCAAUAUUUCAGGUCUCUUCGUUACAAUAGGUGCAAUCGCAGCAUAUAAUUGGAUCAAAAUUCGUAAAAUGAGAGAAGAUGCUCAGAAUGAAGCACAUAGAAUUCAUGAAGCGACCGAAAGAGCGAGAGAAAGUGGGAGUGAUGCGGAUGGAGAAGAUGGAGAAAGUGAUUGGGAUGGUCAGGAAGGUAGUUAUGUUACGAGUGAUGGGGAUGUGCUACCCAAUCCAGAUAGAUUCCAAGUUAAGAAGGGGGAAAGCUCAAGAGCUGAACAUGCGCCGUUGGUGGGUGGGAGUUCGAAAAAGGAUUUGAGUGAUUGA